AUGGGUUUUGUAGAUGCGAUCAACUCAACAAAGCAAGGCAUUGAAGCGCUACAACCUAUGGUGGAGUAUUCUUUGGGAAAUUUUUAUAUAGCGCAAAUGAACAUUGGCACACCACCAUACUCUGCAUUAUUGCUAUUGGAAACUGGUACCGAUAAUACAUGGGUUCAAGCUGCUAAGUGCGCCAUAUGUUUCCCCUUAAAAUAUGAAGGUUUCGAUUACCGUAAGUCUCAAACAUACUAUGCUGCAGCUUGUAAACAUCCCCUUUGUGUUCCCAAAAUAUGUAAAAAUAACAUGUGCCUUUAUGAGUCCGUCUAUAUUAAUGGAUUUAGUUCCACUAAGGGUAUUCUUUCGAUUGACACAUUCACAUUCCCUUCCAAUGAGGAAUCUGUAAGCUUGCCAGAUUUAGUUUUUGGUAUGGGCUAUGAAAAUCAAAAUAUUAAAUUUAGUCGAAAAAUGGGAGGAAGUGGAGCAACCUUUCUUGUUCCGAAAGCAUAUAACGUUAUCAAAGAAGAGAUGAUUAAAUACUUCUUGGCAUAUAACUGGCAUCCCACGGAGAUAUCAGACCUAGUACCAUAUGACCUUUGUUAUAAUGUCAUACCAAGUAGAGAUAAAAAAUUACGAACAUUAAAAAUUCGUUUUAUUGGAGCAGACCUUGAUCUAGAUUCUAAACGAAUCUUCGAAGUAAUUGACAAUAUGUUGUGCAUGAUUAUCAUGCCUAUUAAUGAACGAGGACUAAGUCUACUAGGGGCAUUUCAACAAGUAGAUUAUCAAUUCUUGUUUGAUGUUAAAGCAUCUUUAUUGUCUUUUGUCCCUGAGAAAUGUCAAUUUAAUUAG
Molecule: messenger RNA, 834 nt
Organism: Quercus lobata
Lineage: Eukaryota; Viridiplantae; Streptophyta; Magnoliopsida; Fagales; Fagaceae
Product: aspartic proteinase nepenthesin-1-like
Exons: 2
Coding region: 1-834 (277 amino acids)
Cellular component (GO): extracellular region
Source: RefSeq, a predicted model, not a curated record